UAGAUUAGGAAUGGUGCAUGUUAGUUGGACUUUGCUUUUUAAACAAGACAAUGAGAUGCAUCUGUCAGAAUUUCUUGUUAUCUCGUCUUCUGUAACGUUACUCUUUUCGCUUCAGGGUGCAGCAGGGUGAGCUAACGUGAAAUAGUCAAUCUAAUAGCUAUGGCAGAUAAUCUGAGGAGUUAUUUGUAUAAACAACUGCCAAGUGUUGAAGGACUCCAUGCUAUAGUGGUGACCGAUAGAGAUGGAGUCCCUGUAAUCAAAGUUGCCAAUGACAAUGCUCCUGAAUAUGCUUUGCGGCCAACGUUCCUGUCCACCUUUGCAUUGGCAACUGACCAGGGCAGCAAGCUGGGUUUGUCCAAAAAUAAGAGCAUCAUUUGUUAUUAUAACACUUACCAGAUUGUACAGUUUAACCGAUUACCCUUAGUCAUAAGUUUCAUUGCAAGUAGUAAUGCCAACACAGGUCUGAUCUUCAGUCUUGAGAAGGAACUGGUUCCUCUGAUUGAAGAACUAAGGCAGGUGGUGGAAGUAGCUUAGCAGUUAUUCAUCUCAGCACCUAAGGACAUGUGGAUGAGGAUAAAAGAGCCACGAUCUAUCACUCAUCCAGUCUGAUGUCUUGAUGUCGUAGUUCAUACACACACACAUGUACAUACAUAAUGUUGGAUGGUCUUGAUGCUGUAUGUCUUUUACGAAUGUAACCUGUUCCUUUUUGUCUCCUCAUUAAUAAAUGUAUCUAAAGCUUUGGUUUACAAAAAUAAA
Carassius carassius (crucian carp) is the source of this 756-nucleotide messenger RNA. Its product is annotated as ragulator complex protein LAMTOR3-like. Gene Ontology annotation, cellular component: Ragulator complex. Gene Ontology annotation, biological process: cellular response to amino acid stimulus; positive regulation of TOR signaling. The record is from RefSeq and is a predicted model, not a curated record. The transcript is spliced from 6 exons. Lineage: Eukaryota; Metazoa; Chordata; Actinopteri; Cypriniformes; Cyprinidae. The coding region runs from base 160 to 534 and encodes 124 amino acids.